AUGGAUUUCGAGCUGCGGCGCCGGGUGGCGGCGCUGGAGGCGCGGGAGCGCGCGGAGAAGCAGCGCCUGAAGUUGGAGCAGGAAGAGGCCCAGGAAAGGCGGAGGCAGCAGGAGGCCUUUGAGCGGACUCUGCAGGAGCAAAUCGAGCGGGAGCUUAAGGAGCACCACGAGCGAGAGGCCCUAGAGGCCGAGGAGCAGGCUGCCAAAGAGCGAGAGGCCCAGCGGGAGAUGGAGGAGCGGGCGCUUCGGCGCAAGGAGCAGCAGGCGCAGGAGGAGGAGCGAUCUCGGCAACUGGAGGAGCAGCGCUUGGCUCGAGAAGGGCAGAGGCUAGAGGAGCAAGAGCGGCACUGGGCCGAGCAGGAGGCAGAGGAGCCAUGUCGGCGGUGCCCCUACUUCUACCACGCAAGGGGUAUGACCUCGUCCCAGAAAAGGCGGGCAUCUCAGCAAUGCAGCUUGCGGGCUUCUGAGGCGCUUCAGGUGGCCCGCACUCCGAUGUUCCGUUUGCUCCUGGAGCUCUUGCUGCUGCUUCCGCUCAGUGGGAGCCACAAGGUGGGCCAGUUCCGGGCAGGCCUCCGCGAUGCGCAGGUGCCGGCUGCCCCGGGCCCGGCUCCAGGCCCUGCCAUAAAGAUCAUGGACCCCACGGAUCCGCCGCCGAGCUUUGAGAAAAGGAUCCUGGAUGCGGCUCCGGCGCCAGCCCCGGCGCCCAUGCCGGGGCCGCAGCCCACGACGUUGCCGCCCGAGCCCAGGCUCAUGCCCUCUCUGAGCGACGGCAAGUGGAUCUUUGUGAAUGGCGACGAGGGCGUCAAAGCGCAGUCCUUCCAAAACUCCAUGUGGUUCUACGACCAGCGAUCGGCGCUGGGCGCCGAGCCUUCAACGAAGGAGGUUGCGCUGGAGAUGCUGAUGCCCUCACUGACCGAGGGCCAGUGGAAAUACGUGAACGACGACGGCACGGCGAAAGUAAUGCCGGAGGAAGACGUGGUCUUGUCCCCGGUGGACCUGGCGGCAAGCCCGGCCCCGGCCCCGGCCCCGGGUGCCGUGGCACCGGUGCCGGCGCCGGCGCCCGCGCCGGCGGGGGCGCUGUCCUCGCAGUGCUCGUCGCUGAUGGCGAGCGGGAAGAGCUUUGUGAAGUGCAAGGACGUGCGAGCAGCUCCCGCGGAAGGUGGCCCAGGGCGGCUGGUGGGAUGUCACUGCGGCGCCUGGGCGGCGCGGUGCCCGCUGCAGGCCUGCGAGGUGCAGAAGGCCUGGGAGGGCCCGUCCUGCCUGCAGAGCGCCGCCAGCGACCUCGGCUUCGUGGGGAUCUCCCACAGCCGUCAGGAGCUGCCGGAGUCCGCGCUGCCACAGCCCAUGGAGCGCUUCAAAGAACGCAGCAUCUCCCUUUGCAUGUUUUGGCUCCCCGAGCCCCAACCGCAGCUGGCGAAGCCGCAGCGGCCGAUCCCGCCGAGCCCCGCGCCAGCGCCAGCGCCUGUGCCGGCGCCCGUGGGGGCGGUGCCUAUGCCGGCACCGGCGCCGGUGGGUGCGCCUGCGCCUAUCCAGAUGACAAAGAUCCCGGACCACCUGCGGCCGCCGCAGGCGGCGAGCCCGGCGCUGGCGCCCGCGCCCGCGCCGGCGCCGGCGCCGGCCGGAAACCUGGAGUGGGGCGUGGGGAGGGGCGGGGUUGGUGGCUUUGCGAGGGAGCGGCGCAGGGUGGACGACUAUGCGCGGGACCGGCACCGCCAGUUCGAGGAGUGGGAGAGAACAUUCGCGGCAGAGAGGCUCCGCUUCGCCAGCGAGGCGGAGUUCUGCGCCGCGGCCAGGCGGAAGAAGGCGAAGGUUGACGCCCGGGCAGAUGAGCAGUUCUAUGCGUCCCAGCGGGCUCCGCCCCGGGAGCCUGCGGUGCCGGUGCCAGAAGGUCCGACAGGGAACAGCCUGGGCUCCGAGGAGCGCGGGCUGCUGAAGGAACUGCAGUCAGUGCAGAGCGCCUCCAAGGACCUGCAGAAGGCGAAGGUGAAGGAUCUGCUCAUCCGAUGGCAUCCGGACAAGAACCCCGACUGCCAAGAGAAGGCGAAGCAAGUCUUUCAGUUCCUGCAGCAGUCGGCACCUCGGGUGGGGUCGAAACCCAUCAACUUCGAUUCGGGGGAAGCCUUACGGCUGCAAGAAAAGGGCAUCCGAAAAACGCCGAUCGGCACGCGACCGCGAUCUCGCAACGGCGGCUGCUCGGCCUCUGAGACAUUUGCCUCCGGCGUCCGCAAAUGGGGGAAGGAUGCGCGGGGCGCAGUGUUGGCGCUUCACGUUUGUUCCGCAGUGGAAGGCCAGCGCAUCUGCAGCGUCACCGCGCUGCCAUGCGACACGGUGGCGGUGCUGCGGCAGAAGCUGACGCGGCAGUUGGGCCAAGUGCGGCGCUUCCGGCUGCUGGCGGGGUGCUGCAUGCUCAGCGGCAGCAUGACCUUGGAGGAGGCGAGCCUUUGUGACGGGUGCUGCUUGCAGCUGGUGUGGCAGACCGGAGAGGUUUUUGCAACUGCUUCUACAGAUACCACUGCUGCUUUGUGGAGCAUGGAGACAGGGGAGCGGGUGCAGCACUUCGCCGGCCACGACGACCAGGUGAUGUGGCUGAACUUCUCCCUGGACGGCCAGCUGAUGGCCACGGCAUCUACGGACCGCACCGCGAAGGUGUGGUGCGCGGACAGCGGGGAGUGCUUGCUGACGCUUCGAGGGCACAAGGGGCCGGUCUUCUCGGUGGCCUUCUCGCCGGACGCUAGGAUGCUGGCGACCUGCUCCCAUGACAAGGAGAUCAAGAUCUGGAGCGUUGCGCUGGGCCAUUGCUUGCUGAGUCUCAAAGGGCACAGCAAACAGAUCUUUUCGGUGGCCUGGGCACGAGACGGCCAGACCCUCGCGUCUUCCUCGGAUGAUGCGACCAUUCGGCUUUGGAGUGUCGCCUCUCAGUCCUGCUCACAGGUCAUCUAUGGCCACACCGGCGCGGUCUACUCGGCGUCCAUCUCAAACGAUUCACGCCAGCUGGUCAGCGCCAGCGAGGACAAGUCCGCGAAGCUCUGGAGUUUGACGGAUGGCCUCCUGCGGCACAGCCUCAUGCACGAGGAGUGGGUGCGGCACGCGGCUUUCUCCCCCGACUCGCUGAAGGUCAUCACCUCCGUGAGCGACAACACGGCCAUCAUUUGGGACGCCGGCGCGGGCACGUCCCUGAUGGUUUUGCAUGGCCACACCGAUUGGAUCAGAACCGCCUGCUUCUCGGACGACGGGCGCUAUGUGGCCACGGCUUCCAAGGACGCCUGCGCCAAGGUCUGGCGGCUUGACGGCAGCUGCGUCUUGAGUGUCACCGGCCACAAUCAGUGGGUGCGGUGCGUCGCCUUCGUGCCCUCGGGUCAGCAGCCAUGA
Messenger RNA from Effrenium voratum, 3369 nucleotides. The record is from the annotation of a GenBank genome assembly. Lineage: Eukaryota; Dinophyceae; Suessiales; Symbiodiniaceae.